This is a messenger RNA of Durotheca rogersii, 834 nucleotides long. RefSeq lists its product as uncharacterized. NCBI's taxonomy places the organism in Eukaryota, Fungi, Ascomycota, Sordariomycetes, Xylariales, Xylariaceae. The coding region runs from base 1 to 834 and encodes 277 amino acids. The transcript has a single exon. The record is from RefSeq and is a predicted model, not a curated record.
AUGGCCACAUCCGGCCUUGUCACUGAAUUCGUCACCCUCCCGCUGAGGCACGACGUCUCCGCCCACCUCGCGAAGACCGUGCUUUUCAAAACGGCUGCGGCGCUCCUCGCCCAACCGGGCUGUCUGCGAGUGCGGCAGUCGCGCGACCUCGACGCCUCCCCCGCCUCGACGUCGCCGCGUCUCGUGCGCAUUUCCGUCGACUGGGCGUCGCUGGCGGCCCACCGCGCCUUCGCCGGCGGGAACCCCGCCUUCGCGGACUUCCGGCGCGAGCUCAGCGCCAUCGUCGACGGCGCGCCCCCCACGCCGUACCACGUCGAGUGGGCGCUCGCCGACGGGGACGGAUACGCGCUCGGGGUGCUCGACGGGAGGGUGGUGCAAGCGGGGCAGGCGAAGGGGGAGGAGGACGACGACGAAGAAGCGGAAGGCAAAGACGACGUCGACGGCGCACACGUCACCGAGAUCCUGCACGCGUACUUCCCGCCCGACGUUGCGGCGCCGCAGCGCGCCGCCGCCCAGGCCCGCGCCCGCGCCUUCCUCGACGAGGUGCCGCGGUUCGCCGGCGACCUCGCCGGCGGCGGCGCCGCGGUCCUCGGGUGGACCGUCCCGGGCGACGAGGCGGCCGUCGCGCCCGAGGGCGGCGCGGAACCGCCAGGCGGCGACGGCGGCAACCGCGCGCUCGUCCUGGCCAUCGGCUGGCGCAGCGUCGACGCCCACCUGCGCGCGCGCGACACCGACGGCUUCCGCGGCGCCAUCGGCCUGCUGCGCGGCAUGGAGGGCCUGCGCGGCAUGAAGGUCUGGCACGUGAGGAACACGGCGAUCGUCGCGAGUCUGUGA